AACAGUGCUUCCAAGUGCAUGAUCGGGCACACGUCGGCGUCAAUCCCUCUCCUUCCAUUUCAAGGCCACCCCGUAGCUUCCACCAGGUUGACCAGCUCCAAGCCUCCUCCAACUCCAAGGAGGAGAGAAGACGGCACAAGCAAGCCGUCAACACACGGAUCAAAAACGAGAGCUUAAGAAGAGGUCGCCGAGGGGGAUCAAGAUUCAAGAAGCGGAGCCGUAGGCUGUGGAGGAGAAGAGGGGAUGGACGUGAAGCGGUCGCGGAGCCCUCGGGCUCCGCCCGGCGGCGACGACGACAAGAAGCGCGCCGCCGCCGCCGGGUGGCGCGGCUCCGGCGUCCGCCCGGAGAUGGUGCUGGUCGGCUUCCUCCUCACGCUGCCCCUCCUCUUCCUCGUCUUCGGCGGCCGAUGGGGCAGCAGCAGCAGCGCCUUCCCCUCGCCCUCCUCGUCUUCUACGCCUGUCGUCUCCCGCCACGUCGCCGCCGGCGACCGCGGCGCGACGCCUCAGAGCCAGAGACCAGAAGCCGUUACACCCAAAAACCUCUCUGCAUCAUCUCCGUCCCCGGACAAGCUUCUGGGAGGACUGCUCUCGUCGGCAUUCGACGAAUCCUCCUGCCAGAGCCGCUACAAAUCGAACCUCUACCGGAAGCCAUCCCCGUUCCCGCUCUCCCCCUACCUCGCGCAGAAGCUGCGCAAGUACGAGGCCUACCACAAGAAGUGCGGGCCGAGGACCAAGCGCUACCGGCGCGCCAUCAAGCAGCUCAAGUCCGGGCGCAACGCCGACGACUCCGAGUGCAAGUACGUGGUGUGGUUCCCCUGCAACGGGCUCGGCAACCGCAUGCUCACCAUAGCCUCCACCUUCCUCUACGCUCUGCUCACCGACCGUGUGCUCCUCACCCACGUCGCGCCGGAGCAGGAGGGCCUCUUCUGCGAGCCGUUCCCGGGCAGCUCGUGGGUGCUCCCGGGGGACUUCCCGGAGAACAACCCCCACAAGCUCCACAUUGGCGCGCCGGAGAGCUACGCCAACAUGCUCAAGAGCGGCGCCGUCCGCAACGACGACCCCCGCAGCGUGCCGGCGUCGUCGCUGCCGCCCUACGUCUACCUCCACGUCGAGCAGUUCCAGCUGAAGCUCUCCGACAACGUCUUCUGCGACGAGGACCAGGCAAUGCUGAGCAAGUUCACCUGGAUGAUCCUCAAGUCCGACAGCUACUUCGCGCCGGCGCUGUUCCUGACGCCCAUGUUCGAGGAGGAGCUCGCGAGAAUGUUCCCGCAGAAGGAGGCCGUGUUCCAUCACCUGGGACGGUACCUCUUCCAUCCGACGAACAGGGUCUGGGGGAUCAUCAGAAGAUACUACGAAGCGUACCUUGCCAGAGUGGACGAGAAGAUCGGGUUCCAGAUCAGGAUCUUCCCGGAGAAGCCGAUCAAGUUCGAGAACAUGUACGACCAGCUGACGAGGUGCAUCAGGGAGCAGCGGCUGUUGCCGGAGCUCGGCACCGUCGAGCCGCCGGCGAACACGACGUCCGGCGAGGCCGGGAAGGUGAAGGCCGUCCUGAUCGCGUCCCUGUACUCGGGGUACUACGAGAAGAUCCGGGGCAUGUACUACGAGAGCCCCACCAAGACGGGGGAGAUCGUGGCGGUGUUCCAGCCGAGCCACGAGGAGCAGCAGCAGUACACGUCGAACGAGCACAACCAGAAGGCGCUGGCGGAGAUCUACCUGCUGAGCUACUGCGACAAGAUCGCGAUGAGCGCGUGGUCCACCUUCGGGUACGUCGCCUACAGUUUCGCCGGCGUGAAGCCGUGGAUCCUGCUCCGGCCGGACUGGAACAAGGAGGUCUCCGAGGUGGCGUGCGUCCGGUCCCCGUCCGUGGAGCCGUGCCUGCACUCGCCGCCCCUGCUCGGGUGCAGGGCCAAGAGGGACGUCGACGUGGCCGCCGUCAAGCCGUACGUCCGGCACUGUGAGGACGUCGGGUUCGGCCUCAAGCUGUUCGAUAGCUGACUUUGAGUGGGCAGCCGUUCGAUCAGAUUGUUCCUCUUUCAGAAAUCAGAACUGCGUACGCCGUGGAGUAAGUAGUAGGCCUUUUGGAGAUUCGUUGUAUUCGUUUCCGGUACCUAGUUACCUGUACAAGUGGAAGUUGCAGAGAUGGCUUUCUGCAUUGUAUUCAAAUUCGUUCAUCAUAAAACAACUCGUAUAUACUGCUCCUUCCGUUCCAAAUUGUAGAUUGUUUUAGUCUAUUUAGGUUCAUUAAUAUUAUUAUGCAUCUAGAUAUAGCGUAUGUCUAGGUGCAUAAUAAUAUCUAUUAACCUAAAAAAUCAAAACGACCUACAAUUUGGAACGGGAGGGAGCAUGAUAGAGACCAGUCGAGAUGUUAACUUUCAUUCUCGUACAGUUACCAACUGGAAUACAAAUUGUUUUUUUUU
Messenger RNA from Setaria italica (foxtail millet), 2417 nucleotides. RefSeq names its product probable fucosyltransferase 8. Gene Ontology annotation, molecular function: galactoside 2-alpha-L-fucosyltransferase activity. The coding region runs from base 244 to 1995 and encodes 583 amino acids. Gene Ontology annotation, biological process: cell wall biogenesis; xyloglucan biosynthetic process. The transcript has 2 exons. The record is from RefSeq and is a predicted model, not a curated record. Gene Ontology annotation, cellular component: Golgi apparatus; membrane. NCBI's taxonomy places the organism in Eukaryota, Viridiplantae, Streptophyta, Magnoliopsida, Poales, Poaceae.